AGCUCAGGCCCGGUGGGCCAAGUGCCGCCCGGCUGCGCGACUGGCUGGAAAUGGGCUGCUGGCCAGCUGUGGCCGGCUCCUCCCACGCACCGUGGCCAGCCAGCUGCUGGCUCCCCUGUUACACUGGUUUUUUUUGCCCGGGCCGCGAAAAAUCCCCGCCGGAGAUAGCAAUGGCAACCGCAACCGCAAGCGCUGUUAAAGCGACCCGCACAUCCGACUUCUCUGGAGCACCGCCAUCUCCCUCGCCCCACUCGCACCUCCAGCUGCACCUCCACCUGCACCCAAGAUGGCCCUCUACAACAUCCUCGUUGUCGGAUCCGGCGGCAGAGAACAUGCCCUGGCCUGGGCCUUCGCUAAGAGCCCCAAGGUCAACAAGAUUUUCGUCGCACCAGGCAACGGCGGAACGGCCACCGGCAGCUCCAAGGUUGUCAACGUUGCGAUCGACUCGGGAGACUUUGAGAAGCUGAAGGCUUUUGCUGUCGAGAACCAGGUCCGAUUGGUUGUUCCCGGUCCUGAGCAGCCCUUGGUCGAUGGCAUCGCCGAUGCUUUCAAGAAGGUCGGCAUCCCCUGUUUUGGUCCCUCGCAGGCCGCUGCCCGCAUCGAGGGAUCCAAGGCCUUCUCGAAGGACUUUAUGAAGCGCCACAACAUCCCCACCGCCCGAUACCAAAACUUCACCGACUUUGAGAAGGCCAAAGCUUACAUCGAGAGCCUUCCCUACUCUGUCGUCAUCAAAGCCUCGGGUCUGGCCGCCGGCAAGGGUGUUCUGAUUCCCGAGUCCAAGGAAGAAGCCAUCGCCGGCCUCAAGUCCAUCAUGCUGGACCAUACCUUUGGCUCUGCUGGCAACGAGGUUGUUGUUGAAGAGCGCAUGGAAGGCGAGGAGGCCAGCAUCCUGGCCAUCACCGACGGAUACACCAUCGUCACCCUCCCCGCUGCCCAAGAUCACAAGCGUAUCAACGACGGCGAUCAGGGUCUGAAUACUGGUGGCAUGGGUGCCUAUGCUCCCGCCCCCGUCGUCACCAAGAGCCUGAUGCAGGAUAUCCGCCGCACGAUUCUCCAGCCCUCUAUUGACGGCAUGCGCCGUGAAGGUUUCCCCUUUGUCGGUGUCCUGUUUGCUGGCCUGAUGAUUACCGCCAGCGGCCCCAAGGUCAUCGAGUUCAACUGCCGAUUCGGCGAUCCCGAGGUCCAGACGGUGCUGCCUCUGCUUGAGGAGCGCUGUGAUCUGGCCGAGCUGCUGCUUGCUGCCUCGGAGGGUCGCUUGGACUCUGUUCCUCUGUUCCUCAGCGAACGGCAUGCCUGCACCGUAGUCGUUGCCGCUGGCGGAUACCCCAAUGCUUACGCCAAGGGCAAGCCCAUCACUGUCCACCAGAGCACCACCCCGGACGUUUCGGUCUUCCACGCCGGUACGGCGAUCUCGAACGGCCAGCUGGUCACUGCCGGUGGCCGCGUCAUUGCCGUCACCGCCGUGGCGGACACUCUGGAGAAGGCCAUCCACCUUGCUCGCGAGAACGUCUCGCUGAUUCAGUUUGAGCAGAUGCACUACCGCCGGGAUAUCGGUCACAGGGCUCUCUCGCGCUUGCUCAACAGCCAGGGCACCACCUACGCGGAGGCUGGCGUCAGCAUCGACGCUGGCAACCUCCUCGUCGACAAGAUCAAGCCUCUCGUCAAGUCCACCUCCCGCUCGGGUGCCGAUGCCGUCAUUGGCGGCUUUGGCGGCCUCUUUGACCUGAAGGCGGCCGGCUUCAGAGACCCGGUCCUGGUCUCGGGCACGGACGGUGUCGGAACCAAGCUCAAGAUUGCCUUUGCUGUUGGCAAGCAUGACACCAUCGGCAUCGACUGUGUUGCGAUGAACGUCAACGAUGUCGUUGUGCAGGGCGGUGAGCCUCUGUUUUUCCUGGACUACUAUGCCUGUGGCAAGCUCGAGGUGGACACGGCCAGGGAUGUUAUUGCCGGUGUCGCUGCCGGAUGUGCCGAGUCGGGCUGCGCCCUGGUCGGAGGCGAGACCUCGGAAAUGCCUGGACUCUUGGAGGCCGGCGACUACGACAUUGCUGGAUUCGUUGUCGGUGCCGUCGAGCGCGAUGCGGUUCUGCCCAAGCUCAGCGAGAUGGUGGCGGGUGACGUCCUGCUGGGCCUCAAGUCGUCGGGCGUCCACUCGAACGGCUACUCGCUCGUCCGUCACAUCAUCGCCAAGGCCGGCCUGGACUACUUUUCGCCGUGCCCGUUUGCCCCCGAGAAGACGAUUGGCGAGGUGCUGCUGACGCCCACGCGCAUCUACGUGAAGCAGCUGCUGCCGUCGAUCCGAAAGGGCCUGAUCAAGGGCAUGUCGCACAUCACUGGCGGAGGCUUCAUCGACAACAUCCCUCGCAGUCUGCCCAAGCACCUUGGUGUCGUUGUCGAUGCCUCCAAGUGGGUUUAUCCUGAGGUCUUCAGGUGGCUGAAGCGCACUGGCAACGUUGCUGAUGCCGAGAUGGCUCGCACCUUCAACAACGGCAUCGGCAUGGUCCUCGUUGUUGCCAAGGACAAGGUCGAGCAGGUCCGCGCUCUCCUGGCCGAGGCCAACGAGCCUGUGAUCGAGAUGGGCGAGCUCGUCGAGAGAAGCUCCCUGAACGGCCACGAGGUCGUCGUCAAGAACACCGAGGCCGCCUGGAACUGAGUCCGGAACGAGCCUGUCCUCAUGCUCCAAACGCCGCACCAAGAUCGCAACCCAUCCCAUCUAUCGCGUCCCUGCGCUGACCGCACAUCCCGAUGACGGGCUUCGAGCGGCUGUUGGACAGGAACUCCUCCAGCGUUACUUUGGAGCUCUGGUGUCCCCAGAUGGCGCCGCUUGGGGUGCGCCAUGUGACAGAACGCGCGAAAUAUAGACCCGCUGAAUGCGA
This is a messenger RNA of Polychytrium aggregatum, 2873 nucleotides long. Its product is annotated as phosphoribosylglycinamide synthetase. Gene Ontology annotation, cellular component: cytosol. The record is from RefSeq and is a predicted model, not a curated record. The transcript is spliced from 12 exons. NCBI's taxonomy places the organism in Eukaryota, Fungi, Chytridiomycota, Chytridiomycetes, Polychytriales. Gene Ontology annotation, biological process: 'de novo' IMP biosynthetic process; adenine biosynthetic process. Gene Ontology annotation, molecular function: phosphoribosylformylglycinamidine cyclo-ligase activity; metal ion binding; ATP binding. Bases 287 to 2650 code for a protein of 787 amino acids.